This is a messenger RNA of Papaver somniferum (opium poppy), 2091 nucleotides long. RefSeq names its product protein RCC2 homolog. The record is from RefSeq and is a predicted model, not a curated record. The coding region runs from base 91 to 1848 and encodes 585 amino acids. NCBI's taxonomy places the organism in Eukaryota, Viridiplantae, Streptophyta, Magnoliopsida, Ranunculales, Papaveraceae. The transcript is spliced from 16 exons.
UCUAGGUUUCCAUAAUCCAAUAAAACCCCCCAACUAUUUCCCGCCUUUUUUUUAACCAGAGAACCCAGUAAGCCUAGCCAUUGCUGAGAAAUGUGGGUUUUCGCUGAAGCUGAUGACAAAGGAGUAAAAUUCGAAGAUGAGGAAGUUGAGAGAUGUGGAGAGUUGUUGUUUUGUGGUGGAACGAGUUGGGAUACCUUAGGUCGUAAAGGAUACUUACGAUCUCCUCAUGGAAAUUUGAUUUCUCCUACUCGAUUAAGACCUCUAAUUGGCGUUAACAUUCGUUAUGUUGCUGCUGGUUGCGUAUCUUUCCAUUGUGUUGCAUUGGAUGUCGAAGGUCGUGCUUAUACAUGGGGAAAAAAUACGAAGGGACAAUUGGGACAUGGUGAUAUGAUUAAUCGUGAUAGGCCGACAAUUGUAUUUGGACUAUCUGGACACAAAAUAAUCAAAGCAGGCGCUGGUAGAGCUCAUACAGUAGUGGUGACUGAUGACGGAAAGUCCUUUGCCUUUGGCUGGAAUAAGCAUGGGCAAUGUGGAACAGGUUCAACAAGGACUGAGUUCCUGCAGUCACCAGUUUCUAGUCAAGUUUCUGAAGUCACAAAUGUUGUUUGUGGAGGUGAUUUUACUGUGUGGCUGUCAUCUGUGGAGGGAUCGUCCAUACUAACUGCAGGUCUUCCACAGUAUGGUCAACUAGGCCAUGGGACAGAUAAUAUGUACAAUACCAAAAGUGCCUCUGUGCAGCUUGCUUAUGAAGCCCAACCUUGUCCAAAAGCAAUAGCCGCUUUUGCAGGGUCAACUGUUGUUAAAGUUGCAUGUGGAACAAACCAUACAGUUGCUGUGGAUUCUAAGGGUCUUGUUUACACGUGGGGUUAUGGUGGCUAUGGAAGGCUGGGGCAUUAUGAGCAGAAAGACGAAUGGACUCCUCGUGCUGUAAAUUUCUUCCUAAGGAAAGUUCUACCUCCCAAUGCAAUUGUGGCUGCUGGUGCUCAUAAUUCUGCAGUCACUGGCGGUGGAGGGCAAUUAUACAUGUGGGGAAAAAUGAAGGUUACUACAGGCGAUGAUUGGAUGUAUCCGAAGCCUCUUCUGGACUUAAGUGGCUGGAAUAUUCGUUGCAUGGAUUCAGGCGCCUCACACAAUUUUGUUGGUGCUGAACAGUCGUGUAUAAGUUGGGGUCAUGCUCUGAAUGGACAGCUUGGAUACGGUCCUGAGGGACCAAAAUCUACAAUGAAUCCCAAAAAAGUUGAUAUCCUUGAGGGUAUGCAUGUAAUGAGUGUCGCCUGUGGUUCAGUUUAUUCAAUGGUGGUGGUUGAUAGAACAAAUGCUGGUGAUAAGCUUGAUCAGCUUGAUGUUUAUGAGGGCAAACCUUUUGAAGAAGGGACUGCUGAACCCAAGGCUGAAAGUCCUGCACCAAAGAAAGCUGGUGCUAUUGCUUCAUACAAAAAAACGAAGAAGUCUAAAGAUUCGUCAGAGUCUGCUGAACCCAAGGCCAAAGGUCCUGCACCAAAGGAAGAUGGUGCUAAAGCUUCAUCCAAUAAAAGGAAGAAUUUUGAAGAUACGUCAGAAUCUGAAAAUGAAGAGGACGAGAGUGACAGCGAAAAUGGAUCAGAUGGUGAUGAGAACGGUCAUGUAGAAGAAAAAUAUCGUGGUGGUGGUAGUGCAGGAAAAAGUAGUGGUGCGAAGGAACCUGCGGCUGGAAAAGGCACCGGACGUACGAGAGGACGACUUCCUUCUGCAGAAAAGGAAAGCACGCAGCUGUUAGUGAGGAACUGGUGGAAAGAAAGGCAGGCCAAGAAAAGUCAUGAAGAGCACAAAACAAUAACAAAUUGGACAACAAGUCUUUGGCUUCACUAAUUAGGCAGGGUAGGGUCUUCUGAAAUCUAACUGGAUCGAGUCAUGCUGUUAGAAAACAUACUCCAGUGCUAAGAAGAUCCUGUGACACGAUCUUCAUUUUUGUAUAGAUGCGGCACAAGUUGGAAAUAUUGCAAAAUACAUGUGAAGAGAAAAAAUGGCUCGAGGCCCGUAACUAGACACCGAGUUCCAUUAAAUUUGAUUAUAGUUUGCCGUCGCCGUUAGUCCGGUGUUAUGCGGUGACAA